Malaya genurostris is the source of this 5979-nucleotide messenger RNA. RefSeq lists its product as uncharacterized. The transcript has a single exon. Gene Ontology annotation, molecular function: nucleic acid binding. Gene Ontology annotation, biological process: DNA integration. Lineage: Eukaryota; Metazoa; Arthropoda; Insecta; Diptera; Culicidae. The record is from RefSeq and is a predicted model, not a curated record. Bases 1 to 5979 code for a protein of 1992 amino acids.
AUGUCUGCAGAACAAACUGAUGUAAGGGCAGGUAAGACAGGUGAACAGCUAGAACUCGGGAAUGAAUCAAAUAAAGAUAAUUCUCUCACUAACGUCCCCCCACCUAAACCGUCUAGUUUAAAUGAAAAAUCUCCCCUUAUCAAUGAAUUCCCCGGUGCGAUCGCCGCGUUCGAGUCGAAUAGUUGCCGUAUGUGUCAAAACGUCGAUAAUAGCCGUAUGGUUCAGUGUGAUUCGUGUGAUAAUUGGUAUCAUUUCGAGUGUGUAGGAGUAACCCAGGAGAUCGAAUACAACGAUUGGAAAUGCUGUAAAUGUGCGAACGCGAAGGCAGUCCAGAUGUUCUCGAGCUCGAAACGGAAUCCUGCGCGAACUGGAAAGACCAGUAAAAGCAACACGAAGGAGAAGAAGUCGACGAAACUGACGAAAAGCUCCCCGAACCAGGUGAAAAGGACAGACAAACAACUUGGAAAUGCGAACCGAAAGAAGAAAGCUGAAGGAAAAGCGAAUAAAGUUAAACCGGAAGAAAAAUUGGAAGAAGAAGCAAAGGAAAAUUGCAGUUUGAAGCAGGACAUUAAAUCAUUAGUGUCGAAUUCUUCACGAAAGUCGGAGCGAGCGGUGCUGGCGCUGAAAAUGAAGCGGCUUGAGGCCGAGCAGACUCUUUUGGAAGAGGAGAUGAAGCGGAAAAGGGAAAUGUUAGAGAGAAAGUUUUCAUUGUUGGAGGACAUGGCUGAAGCCGAGGAACGUAGCAGUACUCAUAACAGCCGUGCUAGUGUUCAGCGCAGUUCAGAUGCCAAAGUGCGCUCAUGGCUGACGGAGAACGAUUCGAAUAAUCCGAAUGAUUCGCAGUCGAGCAUUUCGGGAUCGACCAGUGAUAGUGAAAACGAAGAUGGAAGUUCAACAGAUAAAUACACUACCACAGAAGGAGAGGACGAAGUAAAGUUAUUUCAGCCACCAAAGCAGUCGACUCCCGUGGGUUCUCAGAAUUUAUCGAAGAAUCGUUACCAUCAGUCCGCUAAAAGACGUACGAGUCUUACGAGAAAACAGAUAGCAGCUCGUCAAGUAGUACCUCGCGAUCUUCCGAAAUUUGCUGGUAAUCCAGAAGAAUGGCCGAUGUUUUUGUCAACGUUUGAGAGCACAUCUAAGAUGUGCGGUUAUACAGAUGAGGAAAACAUGAUUCGACUUAGAAGUUGCUUGAGGGAUGAAGCCUUCAACACUGUCCGUAGUCUGCUUAUGAUGCCAUCGACUGUGCCGAAGGCAAUCAGUACAUUGAAGUUACGUUUCGGACAGCCCCAAAUAAUUAUCAAUACGCUAAGAGCAAAGGUGCUAGGAAUGCCACCAAUCAAGCCGGACGCAAUGGAUAAGUUGAUCGAUCAUGCGUUAGCCGUGCAGAAUCUGUGUAGUACAAUCGACGCGUGCGGAAGAAAGGAGUACAAACGAGAUGUCACUCUACUGAAUGAAAUAAUCGGAAAGCUGCCAUCGUCUCUGAAGCUGGAAUGGGCAAGAUACCAACGAAAAACUGCGAAAGUGAAUUUAUUUGUGUAUAGUGAAUGGAUCUACGAUAUUGCAGAAGAUGCUUGCUUGGUGUGCGGACUACAAGGAGGAGAUAAAUACGUUGACUCUCGUAGUAAAUCGAAGGGAAAGGCGUUCCUAAACACUCACUCCGACUACUCACCGUUAGAAACAGCUAAGCAGUAUCCGCCAGAGUCCCAGAAACCAGGACAUAGUCGCGAAAUGACACUAGCUGAUACGAGUAAGUGCUGCUUGAUCUGCAAGGGAAGCUGCAAGAACGCAGGAAAGUGUCCACGAUUCCAAGGUUUAUCGUACGAUGCAAGGUGGGACGCUGUUCGUGAGUUUAGGAUUUGUCGUAGAUGUCUUCGGCAACAUGGCGGUAGGUGUGACGCAAAGCCAUGUGGGAAGAAUGGUUGCACCUUCAAACAUCACCAGUUACUGCACAAAGAGUUGGUAGUUGUUACCGAAAGCGCUGAUAGAAAGUCUUCAAUGAAAGAGGAAACGAAUGUUAACACUCAUCUGUCGAGUUCCGGAGUCAGAAUGUUCCGCUAUUUACCGGUUACACUGUACGGAGCCACGAAGCAGGUAGAAUGCUACGCGUUUCUAGACGAUGGUUCGGAGUUGACACUGAUCGACCAGAAUCUGGCGGAAGACCUAGAGGUAGAUGGAAAACCUAAGCCGCUCUGUCUGAAAUGGACCGGUGGUACUCAACGGUUUGAAUCCGAAUCUCGCAGUGCUGAUGUCGUAGUUAGCGGACAUUCUGGGCGUAAGUUUGUGCUAGAUGAUGUGCGUACAGUGGAAGAUUUACAGUUACCAGUUCAAUCACUCGAUGUCGAUACUCUUAAGAAGAGUUACCCGUAUCUUUGCGAUAUUCCCGUAGCGUCGUACAAAAACGUUCGUCCGCGUAUCCUGAUAGGAUUGAAACACGCCAGAAUAACAUUGGUUCGUCGCAGUCGUGAAGGCAAGAUAGGCGAGCCGAUCGCCGUGAAAACACAUCUAGGUUGGACGAUCUAUGGAAGCAGUAACCUACCGGAUCCUGAUGGAACAGCACAUCGUAUCUACCACAUUUGCGAGUGCAACCACUCUUCCGACGACAGUCUUCAGCGUCUUCAUCGUGCCGUUAAGAGUUUCUUCAGCCUGGAAAGUUUGGGCAUUUAUAAGCCGGAGAAAAUCCAGCCAUCCACUGAUGAAGAGCGAUCGCAACGUUUACUACAAACACUAACAUGUCGUGUUUUAGGCCAGUAUGAAACAGGAUUACUUUGGCGUUAUGACGAGAUCCGUUUGCCCGACAGUAAACCUAUGGCACUAAGUCGAUUGAGGUGUCUAGAGAAACGCUUGGAUCGUGAUCCAGAAUUGACCCGCAUUCUUCGGGAAAAGAUGGCAGACUAUAUAGCAAAGGAUUAUGUUAGGAAAUUAACUGCCGAAGAACUCGAAGAGAAGCAGCAACGAGUGUGGUAUUUACCAAUCUUCCCUGUUAUUAACCCGAAUAAACCCGGAAAGGUGCGAAUUGUCUGGGACGCGGCAGCAUCCGUCCACGGUGUUUCUCUAAAUUCAGUACUGUUAACUGGACCGGAUGAAUUAACUUCACUUCCUGCUGUGUUGUGCCAGUUUCGUGAAUACCGUAUUGCAAUAUGUGGAGACAUCCGCGAAAUGUUUCAUCAGGUGCGCAUCCGUUCGGAAGACCAACACUGUCAACGCUUUCUAUGGCGAGAAAAACCUGAACAGGAGCCAAGUACGUAUAUAAUGAAGGUUAUGACUUUUGGGGCGUGUUGUUCCCCAAGUACAGCGCAGUUUGUGAAGAAUCGUAACGCUGAGCGGUUUCAAGAACAAUAUCCGGCAGCCGUUGAUGCAAUAAUCAGGAAACAUUACGUUGAUGAUAUGUUGGCUAGUGAGGAGUCGGAAGAAGCUGCAAUUGAGCUUGCUAUGGCUGUGCGGCUUAUUCACGCAGAAGGCGGAUUCGAGAUCAGAAACUGGUUGUCGAACUCUCAACGUGUCACAGCUGCGUUACGCGGAGAAACAGCGGUGCACAAGGAUUUGGAUCUAGCGACAGAGUUAGCGACGGAGAAAGUGCUAGGAAUGUGGUGGGACACAUCGAACGACCGAUUGACAUUCAAGGUAUCUUGGGCUCGCUUCGAUGAAGCUCUGCUGAUGGGAACCCGUCGGCCUACUAAAAACGAAGUGCUUCGAGUUUUGAUGACCAUAUUUGAUCCGCUAGGUUUGAUCUCCAAUUAUUUAAUGCAACUUAAAAUAACUCUACAGGAAGUGUGGCGCUCCGGAGUCCAGUGGGGAGAAUUGAUCAAAGACAAACAGUUCGAAGCAUGGAAAAACUGGGUCACGCUUCUUCCUUCUUUGGAACGCAUCAGCAUACCGCGAUGCUUCCGUAAGCAAACGACGGCUAGCAAGUCAACCGUGAUUCAGCUACACGUGUUUGUUGAUGCUAGCGAGAACGGUAUGGCAGCCGCUGCGUACUUGCGCUUCCAGGAUACGAAGAAUAUCGAAUGUACGCUACUGUGUGCAAAGACCAGAGUUGCUCCGCUGAAAUUCCUAUCAAUCCCAAGACUUGAGUUAACUGCAGCAGUGAUUGGAACAAGACUCGUUAACAGUUUGGUCACAGAACUAUCGUUAGAAAUUUCUAAGCGUUUCUAUUGGACCGAUUCCCGCAACGUUCUUUGCUGGUUACAGUCGGAUCAUCGUCGAUACAGCCCUUUUGUAGCAGCUCGAAUCAGUGAAAUAUUGGAAACGACAGAGGUAUCAGAGUGGAGAUGGGUGCCAACUAAGCUGAAUGUUGCAGACGAUGGAACCAAAUGGCAGAGACGACCUGAUAUGAGUCCCAACAGCAGGUGGUUUAACGGUCCGAAGUAUUUACAGCUGUCAGAAGACUUCUGGCCUCCCAUAGUGCACAAGAACAGUGUGACUGACGAGGAGCUACGUCCUAGUGUUCUCCUUCAUCAUCAAGUAUCAUCACCAAUGAUUUCCGCUAGUAACUUCUCCAGCUGGAAGCGACUGUUGCGUGUGACCGGAUACGUAAUUCGAUUUGUGACAAACUUACAACUUCGUGUAAGAAGGAAGGACCUAAUCACCGGUUCAUUGUCCAGCGAAGAGCUCCAGCAGGCAGAGAAAUACCACUUUAAGAGUGCGCAGUUUGAUGUUUUUCCUGACGAAGUCACCUUGUUACAAAAUGAUAGGCCGCAAUCGGAGUCGUCGAAAUCUAUAUCGAAAAGUAGUGCUAUUUAUAAACUGUGCCCCUUUCUUGAUACUCACGGUGUGAUGAGAAUGAAAGGGAGAGUCGACGCGUGUGAGUUUCUGCUCGAUGAUGCAAAAAAUCCGAUAAUCCUACCUCGAGUGCAUCCCGUUACAUGUCUCAUUCUAGCGUACUAUCACGAAAAGUUCCACCAUCAAAAUCAUCGAACGGUCUUGAACGAAGUAAGGCAGCGGUUCUACGUUCCUCGAUUGCGAGCUGUACUUACGAAAACUCGAAGUAGUUGUCAACGUUGCAAGAUUCGGGAUGCCGUCGCGAAUCCACCUGCUAUGGCUGAUCUUCCACCGGCAAGGUUAGCUGCUUUCACACGUCCGUUCGCUCAUACUGGAAUAGACUAUUUCGGUCCUAUCGAAGUCGUACUGGGAAGAAGGGUUGAGAAACGGUGGGGGGUUCUACUGACUUGUCUUACAAUCCGAGCUGUUCACCUAGAAAUUGCCCAUUCUUUAACUACUGAUUCGUGUAUACUUGCCGUUCGAAACUUCAUUGUACGUCGUGGAGUGCCAGUUUCCUUCUACAGUGACAGAGGAACGAACUUUAUCGGAGCAGAUCGCGUGCUACAGGAAGCGUUGCAGGUGGUGAAUCAGGAAAGGCUUAUGCAAGAGUUCACAAGUGCUCAAACCUCGUGGCACUUCAAUCCUCCGGUAUCACCGCACAUGGGCGGCAGCUGGGAGCGACUGAUACAGACAGUGAAACGUAACCUGGGGGAGAUCGUUGGUGGUCGCAGACCGACUGACGAAGAGCUAAAGAACGCGCUCAUCGAGAUCGAGGGAGUCCUGAACACAAGGCCACUCACGCAUGUUCCAGUUGAUGCUGAAUCUGCAGCUGCUCUGACGCCGAACCAUUUCUUACUCGGAUCGUCCAAUGGUUCAAAGCCGUUGACGCUGUACAGUGAGAACGUAGCAGUUUUACGACAUGGGUGGGAACUAUCCCAAGUGAUGGCGAAUCGAUUCUGGAAACGAUGGCUUCGUGACUAUCUACCGGAGAUAACCAGACGAACCAAAUGGUACCAGAAAACUAAACCUAUUGAAGUCGGCGAUAUUGUAAUUAUUGCUGAUCCAGAUCAUCCCAGAAACUGUUGGCCACAGGGUCGCGUCAUCGGUGUGACUAACCGUGACGGUCAGGUAAGACGUGCGACAGUUCAAACGGUAAAAGGGGUCUAUGAACGUCCAGCCGUGAAGCUAGCUGUGUUAGACGUCAGAAGCAAAGCAGAGUAG